CGCACAGCAACAAGCAUGUGUGAAUAAUGAGAGCUCAUCCAUCACAUCAGUUGAACAUGAAUUGAUUACUUUCUGUUUAUUGGUUGUGGCCAUCGGUUUACAUAUACCAGGUGUUGUUGACUCAUCCAACAGAAUUGGUUUGAAUACCAUAGAGAUCAAUGAGAGUUUAGCAAUCAAUUGCACAUACGACGCACCGUUGACAUUCCAAUUUAAGGGUAAGUAUUCGAAUUCAACUAUCAAUAUCGCUGCAUGCGAAACAGUCUUACGCACAUGCUUUUUGAUGCGGGAUGAUCUACGGGAGACAUACCAGAUUCGAUAUACUGAGACCGGAGGAAUUCUCAUCAUACUGAAUCAUACAGAAACCAUACACGGCAUGUAUAAAUGCUGCGAAACGUACCGCCCCGACAAUUUUGUGGACACGUCAAUACCACCACAGGAUGCUAGUUCUUCACUGACGACAACCGUUGGGUCGGAGCAAGUUGUAACAAGUAGAUGUCAGCAAUCUAGUCCACCCUCAACAACGAGAGAAAGUAAAACAGCUAGUUCGUCUUUGGUAUCAAUUACCAUGUGUCUGGCAAUUAUUGCAAUUGUUCUUGCUGUAAUAAGUUUCGGGUUUUCAAUGAAGAAGAUACUGCUAUUUAGCAAUAAAGAUAAUCAGCGCAACUGCGUUAGUGCACUGAAGUAUACAGCAUUAAGUUCCAGCGACAUACACGUGGCGUGAAUAUUCCUGACCAGGCAGGAGAGGAGGGCUGUGCAGUUUUAUAUCGUUUCUCAAACUGCGUGUACGUUUCUUUGUCAAGCAUAGCAUUCCGAAAAAUAUAUUACAAUGGUUUAUGAAAAAGGUGUACCAAAUCUUAUAUACAUCGGAUGGUGUGGUUUUACAAGAUAAUGACAUAAUCUUAAAUAUGUAUUUUAAACAUGUGGAUACUUUUUCAAGUUAUCUAUCUGUAUAUGUUUACACUAAUAUGAAAUUGGUCUCAUUAAAGA
Dreissena polymorpha is the source of this 987-nucleotide messenger RNA. RefSeq lists its product as uncharacterized. The record is from RefSeq and is a predicted model, not a curated record. The coding region runs from base 281 to 721 and encodes 146 amino acids. NCBI's taxonomy places the organism in Eukaryota, Metazoa, Mollusca, Bivalvia, Myida, Dreissenidae. The transcript has 6 exons.